This is a messenger RNA of Mycotypha africana, 1596 nucleotides long. RefSeq names its product Mdm33 family-domain-containing protein. Bases 1 to 1596 code for a protein of 531 amino acids. Gene Ontology annotation, cellular component: mitochondrial inner membrane. Lineage: Eukaryota; Fungi; Mucoromycota; Mucoromycetes; Mucorales; Mycotyphaceae. The transcript has 2 exons. The record is from RefSeq and is a predicted model, not a curated record. Gene Ontology annotation, biological process: inner mitochondrial membrane organization.
AUGUCAACAAUGAAUCCAUUCUCUGGUCGCUUGCGAAUAACGGCGGCCGCCUCAAACCGCAUCAUCCUCUCUCAACCGGGUUUUAGAUUUCGCAGCGCAGCUGUACGUUCAUCGUCGUUCUCCACUCAUACUCCUUCUGCAUACCCUGAACGAUCGCAACAGGAGGAACUUUGUCAGUUAAAGCAACAAACAGAUACUACUGAGGCAGACAACGCUCUUGUCGGAAAAGCAAAAUUCAACAAAGAUACACAAUUGCAAAAGACGUUGGCUGCCACCAAGGCUUAUCUAGAGAGAUUUCAAGCCGACCUAAAACCUCGUCUACAAGCAUAUCUUCAAAAAAUAAACCAAGCAUCUCAACAAUUGAAAACACUCACUGCAGAGGUCAACGAUUCUAAAGAAGCACUCAGAAAAGCCAGUAGUAUGUUGAACGAAUUGACGGGGUAUAAUGAAAUUGAUACGAUGAAAAAACGUGUAAACCAUCAAGCUACUGUAUUUGAGGCCACACGAGAUCAAGUUCAAGAAGCCAAACUGGCUUAUGAAGCAGCCAUAGAAACAAGAUCUUCAACACAAAGAGGCAUCAACGAACUUCUUCAACGCAAACAUCUAUGGACAGGUGAUGACGUUACAAAAUUCACAGAGCUUUACCGCUUAGAGCAUGCUCACAGUCAAGCCGAAGCGGCUGCUAAAGAAAAAUAUCAAGCUUCCGAAAAGCAAAUGGACAGAGAAUACAUGGAAUUGGCUAGAUCAAUUAUGGAACGAUAUCAUGAGGAACAAUUAUGGAGUGAUAAAAUCAGGAGUGUCAGUACUUAUGGUACAUGGGCACUGAUGGUGGUGAAUUUAUUAUUGUUCGUUGCUGUACAAACGAUAUUUGAACCGCGCAAAAGACAAAAACUAACAGAUCGAUUUGAGGAACUGUUAGUAGCUAAAGUAAACGAAGAGGAGGAGAAAUUUAGAACUUUAUUAGAUGAAAAGGAUAAAUUGUCGUUGCAACAACAGACGGCUUUGCUAGCAACUUUGAAUGAGUUGGCACAACAUCCUCUUUUUGAAGAGAAGGAUAUCGUUCAAACUCUGUUACAGCAAGCAUCAUCAGCGUCGUUACCAACAACAUCAUCACAGUCGGUUCCAAUAGCGGAAAAAAGCAAGGAGGAGAUGCUGACGAUACCAGUUGUCGAUAAUGUAGCAAUAGAACCAUCAGAAUCAUCGCCAUCAUUUAUAAGUGAUGAGGAGCUACAAACAUCAGCUUCAUUCACGCCAUUACCAACAACAUCAUCACAGCAAUUUCCUAUAGAAGAAAGUAAGGAGACGCUAGCGAUACCAUUUGAUGAUAAUGCAAUAAUAGAAACAUCACCAUUGUCGUCACAAUUUAUAAAAGAUGAGGAGCUACGAAAGUUAGCUUCUUCCUCACCCUCAGAACAAUCCAAUCAUUUUGUAGAGACAUUUGAAAAGUUGAAUCAUGUAAAUGAUACGUCAGUAUUAAACCAAAAUCAAGACUCAUCCAGUCUCACUUUGAGUAAAAACAAACUGAUCUUAUAUACCUUAGAAAGUGCGUUGGCGGGUGGAUUACUUACAGCCGCUGCUGCCUAUUUUUUCAAAUAA